This is a messenger RNA of Aphidius gifuensis, 957 nucleotides long. Its product is annotated as hatching enzyme 1.2-like. Gene Ontology annotation, molecular function: metalloendopeptidase activity; zinc ion binding. The coding region runs from base 45 to 932 and encodes 295 amino acids. The transcript has 6 exons. The record is from RefSeq and is a predicted model, not a curated record. Lineage: Eukaryota; Metazoa; Arthropoda; Insecta; Hymenoptera; Braconidae. Gene Ontology annotation, biological process: proteolysis.
ACACUUUGCUAUUAACAAUAAAAUAAUAUAAUAACUUGUUAUAAAUGAUUGUUAAAUUAUUUAGCUUUUUUUGGAUAUUGAUGAAUGUUGUAGAUACUUUUCCAAGAAAAAAAUACAAUUUUAAUGUACCAUGUGAAGUGAAAAGAACAGUUCUAAAUCCUAAUAGGCUGAUGAAAAGUAGGCAAGAUCCAGAAGUUAGACCCGGGCUUUAUCAAGGUGACAUUGCUAUGACUAAGAAGCAAUAUAAUUAUUUGCGUGUUGGUCUUCGUUGGGAUGUAUUUCCUAGUGAUAUGUGGAAGAAUAGAACUGUACCUUAUGUUAUUAGUCGACUUUACGGUGCUCCAGAGUAUAAAACAAUACACAAAGCAAUAGCACUGUUAAACUACUUGACUUGUAUUAAUUUUGUACCAUGGGAUAAACGAGCCAAGGACUAUAUUAUCAUUAGGCCUACGCGCGAUGGAUGCUGGUCAUAUGUUGGAAAAAUUGGAGGACCACAAUCAGUAAACCUCCAGCCUCCAGAUGAAAGAUCUGUAAAUUGUCUUGGUAAUGAGUAUAAUACUGUUCAUGAAUUGAUGCAUACACUUGGUAUUUUCCAUGAACAAGCUAGAGCUGAUCGUGAUAACUUUGUUGAUAUUCAUUAUGAAAACAUUAUGCCAGGGCAUUUGUUCGAUUUUAAUAAACAAAGUCUUGAAAAUACAACAUACAGUUAUGAGUAUGAUUAUCAAAGUAUCAUGCAUUAUGGGAGUUAUUCUUUUAGUAUAGAUCCAAAAAGAAAACCAACAAUAACAUCAAAAAUACCAGGUAUUAUUGUUGGACAAAGAGAAAAUAUGACAAUAACUGAUUGUCUUAAGGUUAAUAAACUUUAUGGAUGUUUAGAUAAUCUAUCUGAAGCCAAAAAAUGGAACGACAUUUGCAGUACACUUGAAAUUUAAAUUUAAAAAUUAAUUUUACUUUCAU